Messenger RNA from Prunus armeniaca (apricot), 741 nucleotides. The record is from the annotation of a GenBank genome assembly. NCBI's taxonomy places the organism in Eukaryota, Viridiplantae, Streptophyta, Magnoliopsida, Rosales, Rosaceae.
AUGGGAAGCAGGUCCUUGGCCUUGUCUAGGUGGGUUUUAAUUGUAGCCUUUCUUGUUGUUGGCUUAGCCGGUGAAACUUGUAACGCCAAGGAUGAAAGCACCAAGUGUACCUCUUCCUGUGGCAAUAUCCACAACAUAAGCUAUCCUUUCCGACUAAAACAUGAUCCAAAGCACUGCGGCAAUGUAAAGUAUACUCUGUUUUGUGAGAACGACAAUACACUUGUAGACGUACCUUCUUCUGGAAGAUACUAUGUCCAGGCAAUCAACUACCAUAACCAAACAAUCCGACUCGUAGACCCUGGCCUUCAGAACAACAAUUGCUCCUCCAUGCCUCGAAAUUUUCUUCCCGGGUUAAGAUAUCCAUAUUCUAUAGACAAUACAAAGGGUUCACCGCUUUCAACGCCUAUAUUUUACAUCAUGUGUUCAAAUCCAGUGAAUUCUUCUCUGUACGUGGAAACUGCUCCAUGCUUGAACACAAGUGCUACUUCUUUGGUCCAACAAAAGACGUAUAGUUAUGUGAAGGCUGGGGCAAUGGUAGUGGGGGAUUUGAACAGGGGUUGCAGUGUAGAGUACGCUUCGGCGCUCUUGAACUACUCUAAGGACUACAUGCCCUCUUAUAAAUCCAUACACAGUGCACUCAUGUAUGGCUUCGAGCUUAGAGUAUAUUGGCCUUACGAAAAGUGCCCAGGCCAAUGGACUUCUAAUUCUAAAUGUUUUCCACGCACCAUCCUAGGUACGUGA